This is a messenger RNA of Oryzias melastigma (Indian medaka), 3101 nucleotides long. RefSeq names its product gap junction protein, alpha 5a (gene gja5a). Gene Ontology annotation, biological process: cell communication. The record is from RefSeq and is a predicted model, not a curated record. The coding region runs from base 465 to 1565 and encodes 366 amino acids. The transcript has 2 exons. Lineage: Eukaryota; Metazoa; Chordata; Actinopteri; Beloniformes; Adrianichthyidae. Gene Ontology annotation, cellular component: connexin complex.
AAUGCAGCUGGAAACCUAAAGGACAUCCCGCCACUCCGAAGCCCUCUGGAAGUUUACUCCAAGCGGAAUUGCCAUUGAUCUCGGAAAACAAUUCCACUUCCCCUCCCACUGCUGGAGAAUGCUUCCCAGCAAAAAAUAGAGCACCAGGGAUGUGAGAAGAAAGGGGGAGUGGGGACAGAGGGGAAGAGGAGGUGAUGGAGGUGGAGGAACAGAGAGAAGGGAGGUCCGAUGGGGGAGAGAACUCACUCAUGAUGCCCCUGCUAUUAUUGCUGUGCCAUCCUGGAUGAACAAAUAACUCUCAGACGAGGCUCAGAUGCCAGCAGGUCCUGCUGAUGUUCUCAAGAAGGAGGCGUCGCUGCUCCUCGCUCUUCUACCACACUUCCACAAAACUUGAGGAGUUCUGGUCAAAUACCUGAUCAAAGGCCAACUUACAGGCAGCAAGUAGGUUUGGACCCACAGCCGGGAUGGGGGACUGGAGUCUCCUGGGGAAUUUCCUAGAGGAGGUCCAGGAACACUCAACGUCGGUGGGGAAGGUCUGGCUCACCAUCCUCUUCAUCUUUCGCAUCCUGGUGUUGGGGACGGCGGCGGAGUCUUCCUGGGGGGACGAGCAGAGCGACUUCCUGUGCGACACGCAGCAGCCCGGCUGCACCAACGUGUGCUACGACAGCGCCUUCCCCAUCGCCCACAUCCGCUACUGGGUGCUGCAGAUCGUCUUCGUCUCCACGCCGUCGCUCAUCUACAUGGGACACGCCAUGCACACGGUCCGCAGGGAGGAGAAGCAGAGGAGGAAGGAGCAGGAGGAGAGGGAGGCGAAGGGAGAGGCUGGAAGAGACUCUCAGGAGGAGAAGGAGUACUUACAGCAGAAGGAGAAGGAGCUGGACAGGACGGGUCGCGUUCGUCUGAAGGGAGCGCUGCUGCAGACUUACAUGCUGAGCAUCUUGCUCCGGACGGUGAUGGAGGUGACCUUCAUCGUGGUUCAGUACCUCAUGUACGGGGUGUUCCUCAAGGCGCUGUAUCUCUGUAAGACUUGGCCCUGCCCCAACCCCGUCAACUGCUACAUGUCCCGGCCCACAGAGAAGAACGUCUUCAUCGUCUUCAUGCUGGUGGUGGCCGGGGUGUCUCUCCUGCUCUCCGUGUUGGAGCUCUACCACCUGGGCUGGCAGAGCAUGAAGAGGUGUGUGCGCAGGAGCGCCGCCAAAAGGACCAACCACAGAGCGGUGACCGUGGAGUCGGCGCCCUGCACUCCGCCUCCAGACUUCGGCCAGUGCCUGACCACCUCCAGCUCCAUGAACCCCAUGACCUCCAUGCUCUCUCCUCCCUUCAACACCAGGGUGGCGCUGCAGCAGAACUCGGUCAACCUGGCCACCGAGCAGAACCACAGCUGUGACAACCAGGAGGACGGCGUGGACUUUUUGGGGAUGAGAUACGAGCAGGGAGCGUCAGAGCUGCCCAGCAGAUGCUCGCCGGUGUCUCUGCUGCAGGCGGGUUACGUGAAGGACAAGCGGCGCCUGAGCAGGACCAGCAGAACCAGCAGCCGGGCGCGCCAGGACGACCUGGCGGUAUAGAUAGCAGCUCAGUUCGUGGAGUGGACAUUUUAGCUCAGAACAAGGACAGAAAAGACUGCACAAUCUAAGGGAGGGAUUCUUUUCACUGAAGAAUAAGUCUGACUACUGCCAGCUAACAAUAACCCAGCUAAAGAAUAAUAAACGUGACAUAGACUGGUCAUAUUUCACCAACUCAGAUAUGCCUUGUCAUCCAUAGCUGUGUAGGCCUUCAAUACCCUUCAAUAGUCUUUGCAAAGAAUAAAUAGUUCUCUAUGUCCUCGUCUGCUUUAAAAAGGCAGAAUUUUAGAGUCAAAUCUUUAGCGUGAAUCCCUGUUGUCAUCGUCUGAGGACUGAAACGAUGACUAGACUGUCCUCAGGGACCGCUGUAUGACUGGGGUAGGGAGCAGUCUUCUCACACUCUAGCACACAGAAAGUCUCGUCAUUUUGAAGCUGCAGAACUCGAUGAGGUGGGUGUAGGUGUUGGGCGACCCUCUCUCUCUAACGAUGAAGAACCCGACUUAGGUGGAUUCUGAGGUCUCACCCUCGUAGCUUUCUGGUCCCUUUCCUCCAGUAUCUUACCCCCACAGCUGGUCAUCUUAUCCCACUUCUGACACCAUGUGUGACACUCAUCCAGCCGAUUGUGUCUUUUCUUCUAGUUUCUCAAACACAAUGAUUUAAAAUACGGUACGCAACAGUUUAGCCCGCUUUACAAGCUCCACCUGAACUGCACCACCUGUUUGUGAACCCCAACCAGAAGGCGGAGGGAUGGUCUACUUUUAAGCGCCCUUUUUAACAUUUGUCAACUAUAAAAACAAAAAUUGGUGCACCACAAUGGGCUGAAAUGAGCAACACAGUGUACUAAAUGAGACUGUAAAUAAGCACUGAGACAUGUAAGAGGAGUUUUGACAUCUAUGCAGUAGGGCACAAAUGCAACUUAGUCAGUCACUCGUUGUGCAAGUUCUCCCCCUUAAAGAGAUGAGAGGCUUGUGAUUUCCCUCAUAAUUAUACCUCAACCAUUAGAGACAAAACAAGAUAAAUCCAUAAAAUCACAUUGACUGAUGUUUAAAGAAUUUAUUUAUAAAUUAUGGUGGAAAAUAAGCAUUUAGUCAAUAACAGAAGUUCAUCUCAAUACUUUUUUUCAUACUCUUUGUUGGUUAAAGUCAAACGUUUUCUGUAAUUCUUCACAAGUUUUUCUCAAAGUGGUGAACUUGCUGGUACUUUGGUCCAUUCCUCCAUGCAGAUCUCCUCAUUUUUCUCAUUUUUUAAGUGGUAGAACUUGCACAACUGGUGGCUGACUAAAUUAUUAUUGUUUUGCUUCAGUGAUUGUGACCUCUGCUGGAAUCAUCUUGGUUGAAUAAAAUCCAAAAAAAAAAAAAAAAAGAGUCAGGAGAACAGGGUAAAGAAACUAUUGCACAUUUUAUACUGAAAGUAAUGGAAAAGGUGAUUGUGGAAGACUUUUUUUACACCACAGAACGUAUAAAAAGUUCAAACAAGCAAUUUAUGACAAAUUCCUCCUAUUUGCAGUAAACUGUGCCUUAUCAAAAAGUAAAAAAAAAA